AUGUUAGUAAAUGUUUGUUUGAACUAUUAUUACAGACUGUUAGAGAUUGCUUCAGCAAGAUAUGGAAAUGUUUAUGUGAAUGAACAAUCGUUGUUGGAUAUGGUUUCCAAAGUUUAUGUUUUCAGAGAAAGAUCCCUGCAAAGCUUGGUGAACAGGUUACUAGAUUCAUUGGAGGAUUUUGUAGUGAUGCACAAUGUAGGCCUUAUAAUACUGGACUCCAUUGCUUCAUUAAUAAGAAGAGAAUUUAAUGCCAGCAUAAGGAGCAACAUAUUUGAAAGGAACAAGGUGCUGACAAGGCAGGCCACGCAGCUCAAACAUCUGGCAUCCUCCUUUCACAUUCCCGUAAUAAUAACAAACCAAAUAACGACUCAGUUUAAAAAGCCAAGUGACGUUAACAUUCUGCACAAAGAUAAUUGCAAAGUUGAUGAAGACAACAAGUGUUAUGCUUUGGAUGAUACAACUAAAAACGAAUCAACAGUUUUAGCAUUAGGUACCUACUGGACACACUGUGUUAACUCAAGAAUUCUCCUUCAAUACACUGAAAUGCACACCCUAAGAGAAUUGUGCCUUGUAAAAUCGUCCCAAGCUCCUCCAUUGAAAUUGUUUUACACGAUUGAUUCAAGCGGAUUAAAUAUUGAAGGUUAUACAGUUUUGAGUUCUUACUAUUCUUAA
This is a messenger RNA of Helobdella robusta, 672 nucleotides long. RefSeq lists its product as hypothetical. Gene Ontology annotation, molecular function: DNA binding; ATP-dependent DNA damage sensor activity; ATP binding. The transcript has 4 exons. The record is from RefSeq and is a predicted model, not a curated record. Bases 1 to 672 code for a protein of 223 amino acids. Lineage: Eukaryota; Metazoa; Annelida; Clitellata; Rhynchobdellida; Glossiphoniidae. Gene Ontology annotation, biological process: double-strand break repair via homologous recombination. Gene Ontology annotation, cellular component: Rad51B-Rad51C-Rad51D-XRCC2 complex.